Messenger RNA from Conger conger (European conger), 4360 nucleotides. RefSeq names its product ADAMTS-like protein 2. Gene Ontology annotation, molecular function: metalloendopeptidase activity. The transcript is spliced from 18 exons. Gene Ontology annotation, biological process: extracellular matrix organization. Gene Ontology annotation, cellular component: extracellular matrix. Lineage: Eukaryota; Metazoa; Chordata; Actinopteri; Anguilliformes; Congridae. The coding region runs from base 29 to 3007 and encodes 992 amino acids. The record is from RefSeq and is a predicted model, not a curated record.
GUGAGGUGUUCGUGUUCUUAAAUGAACCAUGUACUGUCUUUGGAGCGCAAGAUUCACUGCUGUUCUUAUUCACGGCGCAGCCUUGCUUCUCGGGAUUUUUGCAUCCAGCGCCAGCAUUAAGGACAGUAGUGAGGCGGGGGCCGAGAUCCAGCACCAGUCUGAGGAGGUGGCCCAGUGGUGGGGGGAGUGGAGCAGCUGGUCCACCUGCUCUCGAACCUGUGGAGGAGGGGUCCGGUCACAGGAACGUCACUGUCUACAGCAGAGGCUUAUUGCAACACAAAAUGUCAACACCUCCAUCUGUGUUGGAUCCUCAAAGCAGUACCAGCUGUGUCCAAACCAGCCAUGCCCAAGCAACCGGAUUAGCUUUAAACAGCAGCAGUGUUCUUCCUUCAAUGCGAAAGCCUUCGGCCGCCGGCACUAUGUGUGGGUACCCCUCUAUCCGGAUGAUUACACCAGCAUUUCCAAUAAACCAUGUGACCUCCAGUGCACCACCACGACAGGGGAGAGGCAGCUCCUGGUGCCAGCCCAGGAUGGUACAUACUGUCGGGAUGGAAUCUACCAGGGUGUCUGCAUCGAGGGCCAUUGCCAGAUGGUGGGGUGUGAUGGGAAGCUGUACUCCAAUAAAAUGGUAGAUAAGUGCGGGGUGUGUGGUGGAAACGGCGGCUCCUGUUACCGCAUCUCCGGAUCUUACCGAAAAGGAAUCACACAGUUAGGCUAUCUGUUGAUAACCAACAUUCCGGUUGGAGCUACUGACAUCCAGAUUAUUGAGCGCCGGAAGACUGAAAAUAUUCUGGCUCUUUCAGAUGAAGCUGGGCACUUCUUUUUCAAUGGAAACACUGUCAUCGACAACCCAAGGAACUUCCGUGUGGCAGGAACAGUGUUCAAGUACAGGAGACCAGCUAACCUCAUCUCCGAUGGCUUUGAAUACAUCAUUGCACAGGGACCCACCAACCAAGGCCUGAACGUCAUGUACUACAACUUGAAUGGGAAGAUGCCCCACAUCACAUACGAAUACACAGUGCCCCGAUCUCCCGAGCCCAGAACAGCGUCCCCUCUGGCAGCCGCCCCUGAGGCGAUACGGAAGAGCAUCCUGGUGGCCAUGCCACAACAGGGCAUGGACCAUGGCUUGAAUGACACUUCGAUAGAGCUCUUCUACAAGGACAAUGAGAUUGACGGAGUUGAGGGGCGAGGACCUGGGAACCGCACGGUCCCUGUGGUGACUGACAAAAGCUCUCCAGCUGUGGACCUGGACUCUGCCGAGCACCUGGUGUGGGAGCUGCAGACCCCGCUAAACCUCUCCAACCUGCCGGGGGUUCUGCUUUUCCGGCCUGUCAACAAGGUCUUCCGGAACAAUGUGGAGCACAAACUGGAUGACCACGAGGGACUGACCGAAUUUGGCACGGAUUCAAACUUGAUUGACGGGCAUGGUGCAGCCAACCAGAACACCUCCCACCAUGGAAGACCCCUCCUCCGGAGUAUGUUCCUGGGACUCCUGUCCAAACAGGCGGGUCUGAGGCGGGCCUGUAAGAACAGCUCCACCCUCGAUGUGCUCUGUCCUGACCAAGAGAGUCCUGAGGCUCAGCGAAACUCCAGCACCUCACUGGACAACAGUGUCUCCCUAGAGGUCUACCCAGGAAGCCUGAUUGCUGACCUCCGCCUAGGCCCAGAGGAUGAUGCCCCCUAUGGGGUUCUGACAGAGAUGGAGCACCCUUCCAACAGCUCCACCCAUCAACGAACUAACCUGCUCCGCCUGCAUCAGGUGGAGCCUGUACAGGCCCCCAAUACAGAGAGCAACGAAUUUGAGGUGGGAUCGCUCGAUCACGACAUCAGCCUGGCUGACAUGUACAGAUGGAAGGUAUCUGCGUUUGCACCCUGCAGUUCAACUUGUACCACAGGAAUAAGCACGUCCUAUGCCAUGUGUAUUCGCUAUGAUGGGUCUGAGGUGGAUGAGAGCUACUGUGAUGCUUUGACAAGGCCAGAACCAACACAUGAGUUCUGUACCGGGAAAGAGUGUCCACCAAGGUGGGAGACCAGCAGGUGGAGUGAGUGUUCUCGGACAUGUGGUGAGGGCUACCAGUUCCGCACUGUGCGCUGCUGGAAAAUGAUGGCUCCUGGGUUUGACAGCUCUGUGUAUGAUGAGCUUUGCCAGGCCAGCGAGCUUCAGAAGCCAAUGGCUCGCAAGGCCUGCAAGAACAAGGGCUGCGGCCCGCAAUGGGAGAUCUCUGAUUGGUCAGAGUGCUCUGCCAGGUGUGGAGAGCGGGGCCUCCAGAGCCGGGAGGUGCGCUGCUCCAUGGAAACGCGUCUAUGCAACGACUCGGUCCGCCCGCUGAGCGAGAAGGAGUGUGAGGGACCGCCUUGUGACCGCAGGUGGACUGUGUCAGACUGGGGACCUUGCUCAGGACCCUGUGGUACUGGCCGGAUGACACGCUACGUGGUGUGCAAGAACAGUGACGGGAACGUCAUAUCAGACGGACAGUGCGACCUGGACCUGAAGCCGCUGGCCGUGUACCCCUGCGGGGACAAGAACUGCCCCGCCCACUGGGUGGAGCAAGAGUGGGAGCAGUGCAACGCUACCUGUGGGCGGGGGGUGAAGGUGCGGCAGGUGGUGUGUGCGGGGCUGGAGAACGGGCUUUUUAAGGAGUUCCCGGAGCAGAGCUGUGAUGCAGCUCAGAGGCCAGAGGAGAGUGCACCCUGCUUCGAGAGGCCAUGCUCAAAAUGGUUCACCACAUCCUGGUCCCAGUGCAGUAAGACAUGCGGCUCAGGGGUCAAAGUUCGUGAGGUGAAGUGUUACCAGGGCGCGGAGCUGGGACACAGCUGUGAUUCGGCACUCAAACCCGAGGCCCGGCAAACGUGCGAGGUGCAGCCAUGCCCCACUGAGUCCCCAGUGGAUGACCUUUGCCAGGACAAGGCCACAGCCAACUGCGCUUUGGUUCUGAAAGUGAAGCUCUGCACCCACUGGUACUACAGGAAGGCCUGCUGUCAGUCCUGCAAGAACAAGGCCCAGUAGCCACCAUCGGAGGCGCCCUCUCCCUCCAGAGAGGGCGACGAUAGUCCACGGAACAGGACGCACUGUUACCAGAACUCUUUUUUUUUAGAUUGUAGAGUGAUUGUAGGGCCAGAAACUGGCUCUCACUAAAGGUGCUAUACUAGGUAUCGGUCCUCAGGUAGGUUUGGCCUGGCCUGGCCUGGCUCAGCCUGGUUCGCCCUGGGUCAGUCUGAGGGGUAGCUCCCCAGACUCCACAGCAGGAGAGCCCACGGGCCAGGGCCAGGGUCACCAGUACAGAUGAUGAUCGUUCAGCACAUUUGAAACCUCCCUCCCAACACUGUAGACGUCCCUUUUCUUUAUCGUUGUGUGUUACCUGUACAGACUUUUUUGUAUGUUUUUUUUUUUAAUUGAGUGUUUAAUUGAGUUACAGAGAAACAGAAAUAAAGCCAAACAGGCUACUUUUAGAAGGUUUGGCUGCUUAUUUUUGCUUCUCAUUGCUCUCUUGCCAAACAUACGCACAGACACACACAUGGACGCAGACACGCAGACAUACUGUAUACAUGACACAGCAUAAUACAUUUAUUUUGUAAUUAGUGGUCAAUAAUCUUGCCGUUAUUUACUAGUCAAUGACAAAUUGUAAUGAAUGUUGAGUACACUGGUAAUCUUUCACAUACAUUUUCUAAAAUAUUGAGUUUAUUUACCGUGGUGUUUUAUUUUGAUAUUUAAUCAAAUGUUUACAAAAGCAUUCUUAUUAACGAAGAGCAACCCUUUUCAUACAUAAAAUGCACAACAAAGAUUUCUAUUAUUAUGUUUGUAAAUCUAUUGUGAGUGUCUUCAAAAAUAUAAAUUGGUAUAAAAUUAACUCAAUAUAAAUAUUGAUGCAUGAAUAUAAUAAUAGAAAGUGGAUAAUUAAAUCAACUGUAAAAAUUGGAUGAGUGGUAGUAAGGCUAUGUAGCUGUAGUUGUUGUAGUUGUUGGGGAGAGACUGCCUUCUAGAUGCUGUUUGCUGUUGUGGUGUGGUACACCACAAUGCCGAUCCCAACUCCAGCCCAGAAUAUCCUCAAAUUUCUGAACAACUAUUGCUCUGUGAAGGGGGUCAGAGACUGGAGGAAAAUUUACAUUAAAAUGAUGGAAAAUGUAUACUGUUAAACAGCUUGUCUAUAAUUUCAUUUAAAAAAAACAACAAUUUGGGUUUCCACAAUGUCCUAGCUUUUGCUCAGCUUGCUUGCUUCAAAUGGUAAUGUCGCAAACAUGAGGUUCCAACACAUUACACACCUGCUAAAAAGUGAAUCACACCUGCAAAAUGAUUUGUCUUAAGAGUGGAUUUCUAUCCUUUGCAAUCUUGAAUUGUGAACUAAUCCUUGGAUAGUUUUCA